This is a messenger RNA of Lolium rigidum, 1145 nucleotides long. Its product is annotated as jasmonate-induced oxygenase 2-like. Bases 1 to 1059 code for a protein of 352 amino acids. Lineage: Eukaryota; Viridiplantae; Streptophyta; Magnoliopsida; Poales; Poaceae. Gene Ontology annotation, molecular function: dioxygenase activity. The transcript has 2 exons. The record is from RefSeq and is a predicted model, not a curated record.
AUGGGCGGCCUCUCCAUGGACCAGGCCUUCGUGCAGGCCCCCGAGCACCGCCCCAAGGCGGCCCUCGCCGAGGCUGCCGGCAUCCCGGUGAUCGACAUCUCCCCUUUAGCCGGCGGUGACGAGGCCAGCGUGGAGGCGCUGGCGGCCGAGGUGGGCAAGGCGAGCCGUGAGUGGGGGUUCUUCGUCGUGGUGCGCCACGGCGUGCCCGACGAUACGAUGGCGCGUGCGCUCGAGGCGCAGAGGGCAUUCUUCGCGAUGACGCCGGAGCAGAAGGCCGCCGUGCGGAGGGACGAGGCGGCGCCGCUCGGCUACUACGAGUCCGAGCACACCAAGAACGUUAGGGACUGGAAGGAGGUGUUCGACCUCGUCCCGCGUGAGCCACCGCCGCCAGCCGCCGUGGCCGACGGCCAGCUCGUGUUCGAGAACAAGUGGCCGCAGGACCUGCCCGGGUUCAGAGAGGCGCUGGAGGAGUACGGCAAUGCGAUGGAGCAGCUGGCCUUGAACCUGAUGGAGCUGAUCGCGCGGAGCCUGGGGCUGAGACCGGACCGGCUCAAGGGCUUCUUCAAGGACGACCAGACCACCUUCAUCCGGCUCAACCACUACCCGCCCUGCCCGAGCCCCGACCUCGCGCUCGGCGUCGGCCGCCACAAGGACGCUGGCGCGCUCACCGUCCUCUACCAGGACGACGUCGGCGGGCUCGACGUCCGGCGCCGGUCCGACGGCGAGUGGGUGCGCGUCAGGCCUGUCCCGGAUUCUUUCAUCAUCAACGUCGGCGACAUCGUCCAGGUCUGGAGCAACGACAGGUACGAGAGCGCCGAGCACAGGGUGUCGGUGAACUCCCACAAGGAGAGGUUCUCCAUGCCCUACUUCUUCAACCCCGGCAGCGGCGCCAUGAUCGAGCCGCUGGAGGAGCUGGUGAGCGACGAAAACCCGCCCAGGUACGACGCGUACAACUGGGGCGAGUUCUUCAGCACCAGGAAGAACAGCAACUUCAAGAAGCUCGCCGUAGAGAACGUCCAGAUCGCGCAUUUCAGGAAGGACCUCAAGUCCAUCGCGUAGUAUACAAAUUCAUCAUGAAUCUUCGGUGAUCACCUACAAGCCAUGUCGUCAUUUGUGUGAUAUAAAUAACGGGCGGUUCUAUAGUA